AUAAGGAAGUUGUUUCCACUUGAGCUACUGCAGGCCCUCCAAAACUUAGAGGUGAUUACAGUUUUUUCUUGCCAUCAAAUGCAGGAGAUCAUAGCAUCAUUAGAUUCGGAUGCAUCAUCGUCAGAUAAAUUCACUUUCACCUUUCCUAAGUUAAGGGAAUUGCGCUUGUGGGACUUACCCCAAUUGAAGAGCAUCUGCAGUGCCAAAGGAGUUAUGGUUUGUAAUUCUAUUGAAACAAUUGAAAUAGGUGGAUGUUCGGGAAUAAGGAAGUUGUUUCCACUUGAGCUACUGCAGGCCCUCCAAAACUUAGAGGUGAUUACAGUUUUUUCUUGCCAUCAAAUGCAGGAGAUCAUAGCAUCAUUAGAUUCGGAUGCAUCAUCGUCAGAUAAAUUCACUUUCACCUUUCCUAAGUUAAGGGAAUUGCGCUUGUGGGACUUACCCCAAUUGAAGAGCAUCUGCAGUGCCAAAGGAGUUAUGGUUUGUAAUUCUAUUGAAACAAUUAAAAUAGAUGGAUGUCCGAAGUUAAAGAGGAUCCCUGUGCAACUUCCCUAACUUGAUAACGGCCAACCAUCUCCUCCUCCUCAUCUCAGAGAAAUCAAGAUACAUGAAAGUUCAAAAGAAUGGGGGGAAGCAAUGGAGUGGGAUCAUCCUAACGCUAAGAACCUCCUCCAACCCUUCUUGAAAUAUUUUUAGAUAACCGUGGGAUUGAGGAUUGAAGUGAAGAGCUGCAAACUACAAAUGUAAAGCCACGUGCCACCUCAAUAACACGUGCCAA
Molecule: messenger RNA, 775 nt
Organism: Rubroshorea leprosula
Lineage: Eukaryota; Viridiplantae; Streptophyta; Magnoliopsida; Malvales; Dipterocarpaceae
Source: the annotation of a GenBank genome assembly